Colletotrichum acutatum is the source of this 1347-nucleotide messenger RNA. RefSeq lists its product as uncharacterized. Gene Ontology annotation, biological process: regulation of DNA-templated transcription. The transcript has a single exon. The record is from RefSeq and is a predicted model, not a curated record. Lineage: Eukaryota; Fungi; Ascomycota; Sordariomycetes; Glomerellales; Glomerellaceae. Bases 1 to 1347 code for a protein of 448 amino acids. Gene Ontology annotation, molecular function: DNA-binding transcription factor activity, RNA polymerase II-specific; zinc ion binding.
AUGGAUUACCAGAACUUCCAGAUGAAUCCGGACUACUACCCGAUCAGUCAGUCCUGGGACGAAAGUCUUGGCAUGGUCGUGCCCAAUUACACCGAAGACAUUGAUUGGAUGAGUGAGGGUGUCCAAAAUCAACUGACCGAGAUGGCUUCCAACCUGUCUCAUUCGAUCUCCCCACAAGAUUCGUACGGAACUGUCACCUCUGGUGUCGUCCAAGGCGCCGGAGUAUCCGCCAUUGAAUCAGGCCUGGCAGGGGGUAUGGACGCCAGCAACAGCGGCGGAUAUCACUUCCAAGAGCAAAUGUCAUAUUCAAAUGGCCCUGCUCUUCCCCCCGCUCCUAUUCCUGUCCCCCUUGGGCCCUUCUUCGCGCCCGAAGCUCCCGCCACCGGCAGCGUAUUCGCUCCGGAAUUCGACGAGGAUGUCAGCAGUAACAACAACUUCCCCGACGACAAUAUGGCGGGCAGCACCAUUUCCAACCCGGCCUACUACUUGCAUUUCGGCGGCAACUCUACCCCCGUCGAUGACACGGAGGCCGGCAGCAGCCCUUUUCUCGCUGCCGAGGACUACAGCUCUCCCUCAGUCGACGACAAUGUCGUCAGGGACGUCCUCGGCCCAAACAAUCAGGACGCAAGAGUCCAGAAGAGAGGCAAGGGCAAGGGCAAAGCCAAAGCCCCGCGCAGGGCAAAGGAGACCACGCCAGACAGGCCCGCUCGCGCCGUCAGGGCCUUCUCCUGCAAGUCGUGCCGCAGGAAGAAGACAAAGUGCGACGGAAGCCCCGGCCACGCCUGUUCCAAGUGCCAAAAGGGCGGAACGGCGUGCGAGAUUGACGGGAAAGAUGGCCGCACCAACAAAACCAUCCUCGACAAGUACGAGAGCCUUCGCGUUGCCCUCAACGCCCAUCUCGUCAGGGUGGCCCAGAUCUGCCACUACUUUUGCGGGUACACUUCUGAGCCCCAAGAUCGUUGUCUAGUCGCGGCUGGAGCCGCUAAAACCCUUGAGGUGUUCCGCAUGAGGGGCAUCACGAUCGAGCCCUGGCGACUUCAGGAUAUCUUGUGGGUGAAAGACUUCGAGACGCACCAGCUUCCGGAACACCGAACUCGCUUGGGUGAAAUCGGCAAGCUGGUCAAGGAAAAGACGAUGAUCCUGGCCAAGAUCAUAGAGAUGGUCACGAAAGGGGAUUCCAACCUCUGGGAUCAUGGCCGCAGGUUGAUCCAUGGACUAUUCGACCGCAAUACAGCCCUCGAGGUUCUCGACAAAGAGAUCAAGGCUGUGUUCAUUACGGACAAGCAAGACUUUGUCUACAAGGUCCUGGCAAAUGAGGUCGAUGAGAUCAUUGCCCAACACCUCUAA